GAAAUAAAGAGGAAUGAAUUGAUAAUCGUCACCACGAGCAAGCCCACUUUCAUUCUGGAUGGAAAUGCUCAAAGCUUCCAACGAGUGCCCACUCCUCUUUCUUUCCUCUUUUACUCGUGCUGGUUCUUGCAAUCGACAACAUCUUCCACAUUCUCAUUCCAGACCUCAAUAAACACUCACACCACCACAUUCAAUCCAAGCAUCCAUCAACAUGGUUAAAGCAGUUGCUACCGUCCGCGGUGACUCCAAGAUCUCCGGCACCGUCACUUUCGAGCAAUCCGAGGAGAACUCCCCAACCACCAUCACAUGGAACAUCACCGGAAACGAUGCCAAUGCUGAGCGUGGCAUGCACGUCCAUCAAUUCGGUGACAACACUAACGGCUGCACAUCUGCCGGACCACAUUUCAACCCACACGGCCAGACCCACGGUGCUCCCACCGAUGAGGUUCGCCAUGUAGGUGAUCUUGGAAACUUCAAGACUGAUGCCCAAGGAAAUGCUACUGGCUCUGUUCAAGACAGUCACAUUAAGUUGAUCGGCCCAUUGAGCGUCAUUGGCCGUACCGUUGUUGUCCACUCCGGAACUGAUGAUCUCGGUAAGGGAGAGAACGAAGAGUCCAAGAAGACCGGUAACGCUGGAACCAGACCAGCUUGUGGUGUUAUCGGUAUUGCUGCAUAAAUGUAGCAUGCAAAAUGACAUGAAUCACAAUGAUACGAUCUGAUGAAAAUGGAAAAGGGGUAUGGAUCAUUUAGCUUAGUUUGCCGGCUGUGUCUAGGUAGUUUUAACAGAAAAGCAAUCGUUCUACUCCAAUGAUUUGAUUCAGUUAUGAUUUAUGAAUUGUAGAAGGGGAUUGAGAAGCUCUGUUUGUGGUGUUUGCGGGGCUUGCAAGCUUAAUUUGAGUAUUAAAUACUAUUAUUGUUAUAAUUAUAUGUAUGUAUAUGUAACUAUGCUUUUUUGCAAACAAUCAUAUUUCAACAAAGAACACACGAACAACAAUAACCACGUCAACUUCAUAUAGUGCGAUAUUGCAUCAUUUGAAAUUGGGGACUGAGGCUAAUCAUA
Molecule: messenger RNA, 1060 nt
Organism: Botrytis cinerea B05.10
Lineage: Eukaryota; Fungi; Ascomycota; Leotiomycetes; Helotiales; Sclerotiniaceae
Gene: Bcsod1
Product: Bcsod1
Exons: 5
Coding region: 212-676 (154 amino acids)
Biological process (GO): removal of superoxide radicals
Molecular function (GO): superoxide dismutase activity; copper ion binding
Source: RefSeq, a predicted model, not a curated record